This is a messenger RNA of Bolinopsis microptera, 2772 nucleotides long. RefSeq lists its product as uncharacterized. Gene Ontology annotation, biological process: regulation of transcription by RNA polymerase II. Gene Ontology annotation, cellular component: nucleoplasm. The transcript is spliced from 7 exons. NCBI's taxonomy places the organism in Eukaryota, Metazoa, Ctenophora, Tentaculata, Lobata, Bolinopsidae. Gene Ontology annotation, molecular function: RNA polymerase II cis-regulatory region sequence-specific DNA binding; DNA-binding transcription repressor activity, RNA polymerase II-specific. The record is from RefSeq and is a predicted model, not a curated record. Bases 374 to 2617 code for a protein of 747 amino acids.
AGUGCAGCAGUAUGGUGUUUCAAGAAUUCUACGAAUUGAAGUACAGGACAGUGGACACUUCCUACGACAGAGCUAAGAGUUGAGGGAUUGUUGAACCAACACCAUCCACUCAAAACAUACACCCUCAAAUUCCGGAAAUGCUACCUCAACUGAACGUUUUUUUCCCACAGGCUGCAGCUAACACAGCGUUCUAAAAACAGAGCAUGUAUUGUAACAUACACUCGAAGGGUGGUUUCCUCCUCCAGCACCUGUCCCUGGUCUGAAUCUGACAUCACGUGACCUAGCUGAGUGACCACGUGACCCGGUCUGUUGAGAUCUCACUUCCUUCUCCUGAACAGAGAGGGGCCUGCUAACACAAAUCAAUCGGUUGAACAUGCCACAGCAAGAUCCAAACCUCCUUGUUCAACAACCAGAGCCAUUUCUAGCCAGCUUAUAUGACGACGGAACUGCCCAAUCAUUUAUGAAACCUCGUCAAACCAUGACAGUGCCAGGUCAGGUGAAGACCAAUUACAUGGCAGGCCCAGUUUAUCAAAAUAUGCCACUCUACAUCCCUCCCCCAGACUAUGGAAUACCAGCCCCCGUCUCUCCCACCCCCUCACCCUCCCCCUACAGCGAGCAAGACAACGAUCCUCUGAGUGGUCUCAAGAAGUUUCAGGGUCAGGGUUAUGUAGAUCAGUACGGAAUGUACGAACCUAACAAACCCGAGGAGCUUUCCAAGAUACUCCAGAAAGACAUUGCCUUGAGUCAGGCACUUCAGAUGGACGAUGGUUUCAAUCUAAACAUGGCCCAGAUUGAUGACCAAAACUUGUCGUCACUUGACUACAUGACCCCGACUACAGACACCGCCCCGGGAUUGUACCGCUCUCCAAGUGACUAUUAUACCCUCAAUGAUGUGGCUAACUUGUGCGGGAUCCCUUCCGAUAACUCAGCAAUGUACCAGCAACAGCUCAAUAACAACAUGUAUCAGAAUUACGACGGAUACUCUAUGCAGUACCCCACAACCAACAUGAUGGAUAUGUCCAGCGACAAGAAACUAUCUCCCAUCGAGCAAGCUUAUCAAGCUAGCUGGGGCCAAACUGUUGAUCCUAGCCUAUUUGAUAAAAUCAGUCCGUACAGUCUUGCUGGUAAAGAAGAUUACAACUUAACUGGAUUUUCGUUGGCAGAUCAGCAGAUGUUACAAGAUACCCAGAAUGCUCAACAGCUUCAGAUGAGAGGGGGGUUCCCUGCAAUGGACAUUCAGCCUGAAACUACCAUCCCAAACCUGCGGGGACGCCAAAAUAGCAGUUUCAGAGAGUGGAAGCCGAGCAACAAAGAUACUGGACUCCCUGCAGCCAUGGCAGCUCAGAUAGAAGGACAGUUCAGUGAUCCUAACAUGACAACACAGAUAGAGCUGCUUAACGAAGGACAGAUAGUCCCGCCCCCAGGUUGUAUAAUGCCUUCAGAUCAGAUGGUUCCUGAGUACCACAAUCUAACUCCCCUCACUGCAGGACCAGGCCUGACUCCCACACUCCACCAACCCGGCCCUCCCGACCCCGGGGCUCUGGAUAAAGUCAGGACAGUCUUCAUGUCCUUUGUAGAUCAGUCUGAUGAGAAUAUAAACAACAUGGACGAUGCGACCAAACACCAGAUGUUUGUGGACGUUUGUAACAUGUACAAGUCACUCAGUGUGAUCAACAUAGCAGAGAACUUGUACCAGGGGAAGAAGGAUGAGGAGGAACAGUGUGCGGGGGAAGCGGGUCCAGUUGAAGAGACCCCGCAAGAGGAAACUAGAUCAGUCAACAAACGAUACAAAUUCAGGAGACCGAGAAACGAAAACAAGCCAGACAACCAGAAGAUCUCUCCAACAAGUGAUCCAAUAGCUAGGAUCAACAGAAGAAGCUGCACUCGUACUGAGGCAGUCCCAGAGGACUUAGACGACUCGAAUGGAAAAGGGAACAAUAUCUGCAACUUUUGCGGGAAAACUUUUCCCAGUAACAGUUCACUAAAGGUACAUAUGAAUCUGCACACUGGAGAGAAGCCACACAUCUGCCAAUACUGUAGCAGAGGGUUUGGAGACCCCUCUAAUUUGAAGAGACAUCUCCGGAUACACACCAGAAGUCGCCCCUAUACGUGUCACAUGUGUCCUACAUCUUUCAACCAGUCGUCCCACCUGGUCCGGCACAUCAGGUCCCAUUCUCAGCGGGGCUGCCAGAAAAGCUGCCGGUUCUGCCUGGCCACCUUCCCACAUUACUCCAACUUGAGGAGACACACUGAAAAGUGUCCGGAGAGAAAGAAACGUGGAGAUGUACCACUUUUACCGGAGGACGAGGAUGAUCUAAAAGAUGACCAGUUCUACGAGGAUCAGAUGGAAGAGCAAAACUACAUUCAGAACACAUCGCAAGGGAACCAGGGGAUCAACCCAAGUCAUAAUAUCACCAGCAAACACGACAUGAACUUUGUUUUGGGCGGCCAAAUUGAGGGAGAACCUUUCAUUGACCUUUCUCCACUUGAUGUAACGGGACAGUGCGAUGAAACUUAUAUGAGAUUAACUUCUAUGAAGCAGGAGAGAAGUAAAGUUUUGUCCGGACAACAUUCAGUGGUAUUUGGAAUGGGAGAUGGUUCUGAUAUUUCUGUGUGAAUUGUGGAAACUUUGAAAAUGAGCUUGUACUUCGUUUUUAUUCAGAUGUAGUUUUUUAGUGAUUUACGCGUUAAAGUUAGUCGCCCUGGGUUUUAUGUGAGAUAAACUUUGUAUGAAAUUUUAUCUAUUUUAAGGAAUGUAAAAUUUGUACAAUU